AUGUUCCAGUCUCUUCCAGCAACCUUCCAGCGCUACCACUUUGUCGCAUUCUGGAUUCAACCCCAAUCGCUUACAAUGGCGACUACGGCUGCUCCAUCGGAGCUGCGGAAGCGGCAACAAUACCGCGACGACACUGCCAACUCCCAACGCACACCGGCAGCCUCUGAACUCGGCGAUCCUUCCACGCCCACCGACCUCGACCCUGAUGAUGCCAAUGCCAAACCCCAAAAGAUGUACGGCAGGACGCCGGAUGGAACCAUCUUCAUCGUUCCCACUACCCACGACAUGGUUUCACAGCUUCUUGACCCCCGCCAGCCAAAGAACCUUUCGGAUCUCGCCGUCAUCGCAAUCCUCGCCCUCCAUAUUCUCGCUGCAUACAUGCUACCCGCCACCUGGAAGAAGCCCGUCUUCGCCAUCAUCUUCCUCUUCUGGCGCUCCUCGUACAACGUUGGAAUCGGUGUCCUUCUACACAUCCAAUCCAACUACAACCGAAUCGUCUCCUGGGCCAUCCGCUGGAAGCUCUUUGAGAACCCCAAGUCUGGCAACAACCCGCGGCCAUGGCUCUACAAGCUCUUGAAAACGGAGCUCGAGGCAAAGAUCCCGGAAGACUACGAGUUUGAAAAGGCCCCCAUUGAGUACAAUACUUGGCUGGUUUUUCGACGGGUCGUAGACUUGAUUCUCAUGUGUGAUUUUACGUCAUAUUGUCUCUUUGCCAUUGUCUGCGGCCACACGCCCGAAGCCGAAAGCUUGCUCAUCGGCAUCACGCGCUGGACUAUCGGCAUUGCUCUGAUUGGCUUCAAUCUAUGGGUGAAACUCGACGCCCACAGAGUUGUAAAGGACUUCGCCUGGUACUGGGGCGACUUUUUCUAUCUCAUUGACCAAGAUCUGACCUUUGACGGCGUAUUCGAGAUGGCUCCUCAUCCCAUGUAUUCGAUCGGGUAUGCUGGCUACUACGGCAUCUCAAUGAUGGCUGCUAGCUAUGAAGUACUCUUCAUUUCCAUCGCCGCCCAUGCCGCCCAGUUCGCCUUCCUUGUCAUUGUCGAGAACCCGCACAUUGAAAAGACCUACAACCCGCCACCUCCGCGUAAUACGCCGGUUUCCUUAGAAGAUGCGGGCACAAAACUGACGCCCGGACAAUCCACCGCACAGUCAUCACCCGAUGGUUCCAUCUUGGUCUCGCCAAAGGAUUCCCCAGACGCGGUGUAUAACCUUGUUGGAUUCGCAAAUAUGGAUCUAUUCCGCGUCCCCGACUUUGCUGUGGUGCUAAUGCCUGGAUAUGUGGCGACCCUUGCGCUGGCAACGUCUGCCACUCCCUUUUGGCAGGCCAUGUUCGUCGGACAUGCUCUGCUCUGGCGAAUUUGGUACCACGUCGGUCUCGGCAUUCUUCUCGAUGAGCAAUCCAAAUCUAAAUUCUGGACGCGCCAUUUUCUCAAGUACGGCGAGACGGCCCAGGAGGCUUGGCGCCAAUGGAAGGGCAUGCAUCAUAUCAGCAUGAUCAUGUCAAACGCUUCAUUCAUUGCCGCAUGCUGGAAGAUGUAUUCUUUCCCUGCCGAUUGGGGCUACGGGCUGGUGCUGCUCAAGCAUGUUAUCGGUGCUAGUCUGAUUGCGCUGCAGCUUUGGUCCGCUUUCAGCGUCUACGAUUCCCUUGGCGAGUUUGGCUGGUUCUGCGGUGAUUAUUUCUUCGACCACCGGGCAAAGCUGACGUAUACUUCCAUCUACCGCUUCGUCAACAAUCCAGAGCGCGUUUUCGGUAUUGCGGGACUGUGGGGUGCUGCACUCAUCACCUGGAGUCGUGCCAUCUUCCUCAUGGCUCUUACGGCUCAGCUGAUGACGAUUUGGUUCAUCUCGUAUGUGGAGCGUCCUCAUAUGCAAAAGAUUUACGGUAGACGUCUCCGAAGUGAAGCUGGCUUGACCAAGUUUAUCAAGCGCUCGCUGCCGCCUCCCGUCAAGACACUACAGGAGAGUAUGGACAAGGUUUUGGACGACACGACUCAGUUCGUUGAGGACUUUAUCGACACAGCGCGGCCCAAGUUUGCUUCAGGUGUCAAGACUAUUGUCCGCGAUACUUCGGCCAUUUUUAACAUUGCACCUGCCAGGCUGACGCUCACGCGCAUCUCGGCGGAUGUCGAGGGCCUAGAUCCCAAGCAAUUCUCUCUCAAGGUUGAUGGUCAGCAUUCCACAUUGACGUCGCUUCACGAGCGAGCGACCGGAAAAGAGGGUCUUAGUGGCAGGUUCCCCAAGGAAGUCAAGACGAUGACUUUUGAAUACGGCGCCCCUCUGCGGGUGAAAUGGACGGCGCCAGCCAACCAUAGUGGCAAAGACUGGAUUGGUCUGUAUAUGGUGAGCGACAAUCGAUCGAGGGACAAGACUGAGGUGUCAUCGUUGGGGCGGUGGGUGCCGACAAACGCGAGCAGCUACGACAACCCAAGCUUGGAGGCCACUGUUAUUGUUCCCCAGCACCCGGUUCCUGGCGAAAACGGUGAUGAUGACGGUGUUGGUGGUGAAGUCAUUUUCGAAAGUGACAGGCUUUGGUGGACGCAGGGUGUGUUCGAAUUCCGCUACCACCACGAUGGGCAUCACAAAGUCAUGGCAAUCUCGGAGCCUUUUGAGAUUGCACUAGGCAAAUUUGAUGAGGAGGAUGUGGACGUGGACGCCAAGGGAAUGUACGCCAGUGCUGUUGAGUCGCUGCUAUUACCAGUGGUGCGCAACUGUCUGGACCGUGACCCGAAGAUUGCUCCCAAGGACGAAACAGAAGUGUUUGGCAGUCCGGUUGAAAGAGAUGGAAAAUACGCAAAGAGAAUUGUUUAUGCUGUGCGAGAAAUGUUUGGUAUUGAGUUUGCACCGGCGGUUGUGCUUGCGGAUCGCAAUGUGCGUAAGCUGGCGUGGCGAAUUUGCAACGCAAAGCAGGUUCUGGCGCCUUACAGUUUGUCGCGAUCAAGAGGCACUACAACGCCUAUCGAGUGA
Messenger RNA from Cordyceps militaris CM01, 2964 nucleotides. RefSeq lists its product as uncharacterized. Lineage: Eukaryota; Fungi; Ascomycota; Sordariomycetes; Hypocreales; Cordycipitaceae. The transcript has 4 exons. Gene Ontology annotation, biological process: phosphatidylcholine biosynthetic process. The coding region runs from base 1 to 2964 and encodes 987 amino acids. Gene Ontology annotation, molecular function: phosphatidylethanolamine N-methyltransferase activity. The record is from RefSeq and is a predicted model, not a curated record.